UUGGAGAGGAGUGAGCCGCUGCCCGAGAGAAGAGGAAAAGAGCCAAUUCCGUCUCCACAAAGGGACCCAUGAUAAGCGGAUAGACAUGGACGUUAACGCACAACACGGACGCUGUUGUCCUUUGUGAGGAGGACCGCGUUGUCCAGUCGGAAAGAUCCGGUAUAUGAAGAGUUAAGACUCGACAUCCCAACUGUUUAUUUCAGCAGCUAGCAGGCUAGCUGGCUAGAUACCUAGGAGCUAGAAAUGGGAAGAUCGAGUGAGUUUGCUUGAUAGAGAUCUUCGUCGAGGUUUGAAGAAGCUGUUUUCGGUUUAAAUGCUGUCGGCGGUGAUUUGAAGUGUGCGUCGCCCGCCUCGUAAGUAGCCGCAACUUUAAAGAAUGAUAUCAACUGAGCGCUAAGCAUUUCACUACUACAGACCCGGAGAGGAAAAAGUCAUACAGGCCUGCUGGCUCGAGGUUGCACACUAACACCAAGAAGGGAGAACAUGACUCACUGGCCUCUGCCAGAGACUGGCACGGGGCAGCUGUGCCAAAAUUGCCUCAGCCUGCCGCUUUAGAAGCAACCCUGGUACAUCAUGACGGAGAGGCAUUGAGGUUUGCUCCCUGACGAUCGUCUCAAUACCUCUCCUCCUCCCUAUCCCUCAAGAACCCCCGCCCUUGCCCCGUCCCCACCAUGCUGCGCUUUCUGCCUCUCAAACUUGGCCGCCUGUACCGGUGUCUGAAGCUCUUAUUGGUUGUGGGGUUGUUUGUCAUCUUGUUGAUGAACACCCACAACCUGUUCGCUUCCUUCCAGAAGAAUGAGCUCACUGACAGGCGCUUCAUCAACCUCAACAAGUGUCCCGCCUGCUUUGGCACCAGCUGGUGCCGCAAGUUCAUGAACGGCCAGGUUUCCUUCGAAACCUGGGGCCGCCUACGAUUCCUAGACGUUUUCAAUGUCAAGAAUGUUUACUUUGCUCAGUAUGGUGAACCCAGGGAGGGCACCCGUCGUGUUGUGCUGAAACGGCUCGGCUCCAACCAGGAGCUGGCCGAGAUAGACCAGAAAAUCUGCAAGAGGGCCACGGGCAGGCCGCGCUGUGACCUCAUCCAGGCGAUGUACAAGACUGAGUUUGCCCGGAUCAACGGCGACGUUCGCCUGCUCACUCCAGAGGUGGUGGAGGGCUGGUCAGACCUGGUGCACUGCCCCUCUCAGAGGCUGCUGGACCGCGUGGUCCGCAGGUACGCUGAGACCAAAGACUCAGGCAGCUUCCUGCUGAAGAACCUCAAAGACACGGAGCGAAUGCAGCUGCUCAUGACCUUGGCAUUCAACCCGGAACCGCUCGUACUACAGAGCUUUCCGUCAGACGAAGGGUGGCCAUUCGCCAAGUACCUGGGAGCGUGUGGGCGCAUGGUAGCUGUCAACUACGUGGGCGAGGAGCUGUGGAGUUUCUACAAUGCACCCUGGGAGAAGAGGGUAGACUUGGCGCGCCAGCUCAUGGACAUUGCAGAGCAGCUCACCAACAACGACUUUGAGUUUGCCCUCUACCUGCUCGAUGUCAGCUUCGAUAACUUUGCGGUCGGCCCACGCGACGGAAAGGUCAUCGUCGUUGAUGCUGAGAAUGUUCUGGUGGCAGACAAAAGGCUGAUUAAGCAGAACAAGCCAGAAAACUAUGACGUGUGGUACGAGAGCCGCUUUGAGGAGUGCGACAGAGAGGCCUGCCUGUCUUUCUCCAAGGACUCCUUAUGUUCCAGGGUCACAGUGGACCACAACUACUAUGCUGUGUGCCAGAACCUGCUGUCGCGGUACGCUACGUGGCGGGGCACCACUGGAGGCCUCCUCCACGACCCCCCCGCCCACAUAGCCAAAGAUGGACAACUCGAGGCACUGUUGGACGAGUGCACCAAACCCAAAAAGCGCUACGGCCGCUUCCAGGCGGCCAAGGAACUGCGUGAAUAUCUCACACAGCUAGCUGCCGCUUCCUCCUCCGCUACGGCCAGGUAAUGAAUGGAGUCGGCGUUAGCCCGACGCACUGAAAGACUGGAUCCUGUACUCUUUAUCUCCGAACUCUCGAGAUCCUGGUUCUUGUACAUGAUGUCAUUCGCUUCGCUUUUGUGCGCCGGAGCAGGGAGGUGUUAGAGGUCUUGCAUCAGGAAGUGUAAGAAUCAAAACUUCAAAGCAGAUUUGUUUAAGCUGUAGCUUUUACCUGACUUUGCUCCGGUGUGAAAGUGGAGUGUGGCGCUACGAGAUUCUGGUGAGAACCGGGAUAGAGAGGGGAUAGAGGUAACCUCUCGUCUCCCAGGGUGGGCUGCCAUCUUUGGGGAGGGAGGUGAGAAAGGGCUCUGGUACACGCAUCCUGCACUGGAACUAUGCUACCGCAGACCAGAGCAACAAGAGCAGCAACAUCGACAGCAUUCAUCCUCCUGUUCACUCUCAAUCCAUCAGAACUGUUGUGUUUUAUAACAUCGACUCUUAACACCUGUUUCAUUUUGCCCCUAGGAUCUCUUGUUUUUUUUCUUAUUCAGGGCUGAAUUUAAGUACGUUGAUGCGUUUACAUUUUUGCUGUGCCAUUGCUUUUUUUGUUCCUCUGUAGCAUGGCUGCGGGGAAGGCGGAGGUAGCAUGAAUCUCCUGCUGUCAGGCAGCAGCGAAGGCCAAGCUACAGCAGGUAGAGAGGAGAGGCAGGGAGUUGGGGGUCCAUGCAGGAGAAAAAGAAAACCCUCGACGGCUAUAUAAGUCUAAUUUCCUGCUACUCCAAUCAGUCACUUGAUUUCCAGGUUCCAGGAUUGUGGCAAUCAUCUCUUUUUUUUUCUAAGUGUGUUUUCCCCCCUUUUUCAAUAGGAGACAGAGAGUGAGAGAGCUGCACAUAGGAAAGGGGAUGGGAAUAAUUGGACAGUGGUGGUCCCUUGAUGAAGAUGUGCCUAUACCAAAGAGGCUAUAUGUAAUAUUAAGUACCCUGAGCAGUACAGAGUGACGGCACCUUUCCCUCCAGUUGUCCCCCAAUAGAGCUGUCCAAAACAGUGUGUGAACAAGCAUAUAUGAGCCUGCAUAUGGUGUCAUUUUUUUCUUUAAGAACCAAAACAUGUAUGUGAGUCAAAGAUUGGGUGUAAUUAAUGUCACACAGCCCCACCAGCUUUUUAACCUCCCAUACAAUUGGUAAAUGAUCAAAUAGGCAUGCUUAACUUCAACAACAUAAAAAAACCCAUCUCAACUAAAUAAAAGAGGGAAAUGAAGUGAUUCUUAAGAGGACUCGAAAACACAAUAAAAUAGCGUAGCAGUGGCCUCCAGCGCCAAAUUCUCUUUUAAAUGUCUGUAACUGAUAAAUGAAUCCUAUUGUCAAACUUCUCCCACUAGUGUUGAGCGCAGUAAAGCUCUAUCAAGUAAAUGUUAAAAAGGGGAAAUGAAGAUAGCCUAAAUUACCUCCUUGCUCCAGAAACAGGCUUCGGACCUUCACUUUGAAAUUUUGCAGCCCAGAAAUUUCUGUUGAAUAUUUAAACACUCGGCACCACUUAGAGGUCGGGUUGAUUUUACACUCAGCGGACCAACGAAUUAAAGGGUAAUAACAAAUACAGGCUCAUUUGGUAAUGGAUUCUGAGAGAUCUUAACUCUUAAAAAAAAAACAGUCCCUUCUUUGGCUCCAUAUGUUUUAUGUUUCGUGUGUCUUGAUGUUGUGAAUCAGACGCUAAAUUCCCAGUGGAGUGGUGUGUAGCACGGUCAACAGACAGACGGAUAUUCAAGUAAAUAUGAGCCAAUUUAUCUACAGGGGAAAAUAGAAAGCACGGCGGUUGCUUUUUUGGCCUUUUGCAAGACCCGGGAAGCUGGCUUGACCUCUGUCAGUUAGGAAAAGCAAUAACAAGAAGUUUGGCUUGUGGAUUUCUGGUUUUCCUUUGUUGUGUCCAAUAUAUUUCUGUUUCCCCUUGUAUGGAGGACACUGAACCUGGAGGGAUCUGUACGUGCGUAACUAACUGUCCACUUUUGUACUGUAAUUUUCUUUUGAGUAUUAUAUCAGCAUUGUCUGAUUUUUCCUGUGCCUUUCAUUCAAAAGUUGUAUUUACAACUUUUAGUGGGUUUAAAUAUUAAAAAUAAAUGAAGAUAUAUAUAUAUAUAUAUA
This is a messenger RNA of Plectropomus leopardus (leopard coralgrouper), 4081 nucleotides long. RefSeq names its product divergent protein kinase domain 2Ab (gene dipk2ab). Lineage: Eukaryota; Metazoa; Chordata; Actinopteri; Perciformes; Serranidae. The record is from RefSeq and is a predicted model, not a curated record.